Podospora anserina S mat+ is the source of this 249-nucleotide messenger RNA. RefSeq lists its product as uncharacterized. The record is from RefSeq and is a predicted model, not a curated record. The transcript has a single exon. Lineage: Eukaryota; Fungi; Ascomycota; Sordariomycetes; Sordariales; Podosporaceae. The coding region runs from base 1 to 249 and encodes 82 amino acids.
AUGCAGCUGUCCCUCGGCCUCCUCGCCCUGUGGGCUUCCACGUCCCUAGGACAGUCGAUGCAGGAGUGCACACGAGAGCUCGCCAGGACAGAUGAAUGCGCCGAUGUUAUCAACCCUAAUGCGUGCUACAACAUGUACCGGUUCAACAGCGCGCGAACAUUGUCAUGUAUCGAAGGCAAGGAUGAUGCCGAAAGAAAGAGAAAGGUAGACUUGGCCCAAAGAUUUGAUGUGUUGACCUCAAGGUGCUGA